AUGAAGCUGAAACAUGAGAAUGGGUCUUACAUACUGUCGAAGCGUCCAUUGGUCUCAGUACCGGGACAAUGGUCUCAGUACCUGGACAUUGGUCUCAGUACUUGGACAUUGGUCUCAGUACCUGGACAUUGGUCUCAGUACUUGGACAUUGGUCUCAGUGCUUGGACAUUGGUCUCAGUACUUAGGCAUUGGUCUCAGUGCUUGGACAUUGGUCUCAGUACUUGGACAUUAGUCUCAGUGCUUGGACAUUGGUCUCAGUACAGGGACAUUGGUCUCAGUACUUGGACAUUGGUCUCAGUACUUAGACAUUGGUCUCAGUGCUUGGACAUUGGUCUCAGUACCUGGACAUUGGUCUCAGUACUUGGACAUUGGUCUCAGUACUUAGGCAUUGGUCUCAGUGCUUGGACAUUGGUCUCAGUACCUGGACAUUGGUCUCAGUACUUGGACAUUGGUCUCAGCACUUGGACAUUGGUCUCAGUGCUUGGACUUUGGUCUCAGUACUUGGAUAUUGGUCUCAGUACUUGGACAUUGGUCUCAGUACCUGGACAUUGGUCUCAGAACCUGGACAUUGGUCUCAGUACUUCGACAUUUGUCUCAGUACUUGGACAUUGGUCUCAGUACUUGGACAUUGGUCUCAGUACCUGGACAUUGGUCUCAGUACUUGGACAUUGGUCUCAGUACUUUGACAUUGGUCUCAUACUUGGACAUAGAUCUCAGUACCUGGACAUUGGUCUCAGUACUUGGGCAUUGGUCUCAGUACCUGGACAUUGGUCUCAGUACCUGGAAUUGGUCUCAGUACUUGGACAUUGGUCUCAGUACUUGGACAUUGGUCUCAGUACCUGGACAUUGGGCUCAGUACCUGGACAUUGGUGUCAGUACCUGGACAUUGGUCUCGUCGCAAUUCUGCGGGGGUUUCCAAUCCUCUCUUGGCUGCCUUCAUACGACUUCCGAUCAUCCCUGCUAGGAGACGUUUUGUCUGGCAUCACUGUAGCUAUUAUGCAUAUACCUCAAGGAAUGGCUUUUGCACUGCUGGGUGGACUACCUCCUAUUACUGGAAUAUACAUGGCAUUCUUCCCUCUUCUUAUAUAUGCAUUACUUGGCUCCUCAAGGCACUGCUCAAUGGGAUCAUUUGCCGUGGUGUGUUUGAUGACUGGGAAAGUUGUAGGAGAAUUAGCUACAUCACCAGACACUGAUGGAGCCUCGAUUCUAAGCGGCAACGAUACUGAGAGUGUACUGACGGACACCCGGCAGACAUAUACUGCCGUUCAAGUAGCAGCGAUUGUUGCUCUUAUGAAUGGAAUUGUUGAGAUAAUCCUAGGUAUGCUUAGUGUGGGCAGCCUGUGUGUCUUCCUCUCAGACAUGCUGGUGUCUGGCUUCACCACUGGAGCUGCCUUCCACGUACUAACAUCACAGAUCAAGUACCUUCUAGGUAUACAAGUACCAACGUACAACGGCCCAUUGAAAAUCAUUCACACAUAUGGAGGAAUCUUCAGUCAGAUAUUGUCUUCAAACCCAGCAGAGGUAGUGAUUUCCGCCAUCACGAUAUCUGUCAUGGCGAUCAACAGUGAGGUUCUCAAGCCUUGGUUCCGCAAGAAGACGAAGAUACCCAUCCCCAUCGAGCUCAUUGUUGUGUCCAUAGGAACCACAGUGUCCUAUCUGGCCAAUCUUUAUGACGCGUAUCAUAUAAGAAUUGUCGGGGAGAUUCCAACUGGGUUACCUGAACCUACGUUACCACCUUUCGAGCUGAUGCCAACAGUGUUAGUGGACUCUAUAGUGAUCAGUGUGGUGGCUUAUGUAGUCUCCUUCUCUAUGGCCAGGAUAUUUGCCAAGAGACACAACUACAGUAUUGAUGCUAAUCAAGAACUAUAUGCUCUGGGCGCCAGUAACGUGUUUGGAUCGUUCUUCGGUUGUGCUCCCAUCGCUGUGUCACUGGCUCGCUCUCUCAUACAGGAAGCUGCCGGUGGUGUUACACAGAUAACUUCCUUCGUCUGUUGCUUCCUACUGCUGUUUGUCUUACUGUUUAUUGGGCCCGUCUUUGAAACUCUCCCAAACUUGCUGGCUUCCUUCCUCGGUGUUGUAAUUAUAGACAUAGACUAUGGCUUGUUGUUGGGUAUCGUCACAUCACUGGUGGUUCUGCUCUAUCGUUCACAAGAACCCAAAACUGCUCGUCUCGGACGUGUUCCAAACACCGAUGUUUACCUAAACGUCAACAAAUAUUCCAUGACAGUAGAAGUGCCGACAGUGAGUAUCUUCCAGUUUAUCGGUCCGCUGCACUUUGCUAACAGUGAAUAUUUCCGUCGGGAGCUGAUGUCUGUCACUGGUCUCAACCCAAUCACUAUUGCUGCAAGCAAGUCACUAGUUGAGAAACAGCUGCAGCUGGAGGCUGACCUCACCACCCAGCUGACCAAGCAGGUACAGUACCUGGUGGUAGAGAUGAGUGCUGUGAGUUACACAGACUCCAGUGGUGGUUACCUACUGUCUCAGCUGUGUAAAGAAUACCAGGAGGCUGGUAUUACUGUGUGUCUGGCUUCUCUCUCAGAAAAUGUACUGGAAACCCUGGAAGUGUGUGGAACACUCAAAGUUAUUCCUCCAGAGAACAUUUUCCACUCAACGCAUGAUGCUGUUAUGGCCCUCACUCACCCGGACUCUCCUCUCCCUGUACAUGAUACGUGCACUAAAUUAUAGGACCUACCUCGUAGUACCAGGAGUAACAGUCACACAAUGGUUAUAAAAUUAUAAGACUAACCUUGUAGUAAAAGGAGUAAGUCGCACGUUGGUGAUGAAAUUAUAGGACCUAUAAAAGUCACACUGGAGAUGAAAUUACUGACUGGUUGAUCAGAUCCUGAUCCAUCAUGAGGCCUGGUCUCAGACCGAGCUGCGGGGGAGUUGAUCUCCGAAACCCUCUCCAGGUAAACUCCAGGUAAACUUGUUGUAUCAGGGGUAAGAGUGCCACUCUGAAGACUAUUAUCAUAUAUCUCACAUUGCUUACGUUUUUAAUAUUUUUGUGUUGUAACAGAGAUCUUCACUGAAGAAAUCAAAGCAUCAUCAAGUUAAGCCUUCAGAACAACCACUAUUUCUGACAAAUGUCCUUGAAUACUGUCAUUGCUAUUAACAAAUACAGUGGACCCCCGGUAAACGAUAUUUUUUCUCUCCAGAAGUAUGUUUAGGUGCCAGUACUGACCGAAUUUGACCCCCAAACAUACACGUACAAACGCACUUACAUAAAUACACUUACAUAAUUGGUCGCAUUCGGAGGUGAUCGUUAUGCGGGGGUCCACUGUAUAACGUUUCCUAAACUGCCGCCUUACAUUUACGCAUUCACUGCUUCGUUGCCUGCUUCUUAAAUUUAUAUAUUAAAUAUUUAUAUUAUUUAUAUAUAUUUGUGAAUUUAUAUAUUGGUGAAAUAAAAAGAUGGGAUGGUAGAGGAAGUGGAAUAUUUAAAUGGCUAAAUGAAGUCGCAAUUUUUCCUUGAGGCCUUUUUGUGUGUAUCUCCAAUGUUGUGGGUCCUCACAGAGUGAACUACAGGAGGCCCUCAUUCCUUUUAUUCAAGUAAAGUACUUUAUUACGUAACUUGUUUCUUCAGAUAAUUUAUACGAAACAUUAGCACGUUACUCUUUCUCUAUAAUAACUUAAAACGUUGAUAUUUCUUAUCUUUUUUAUGGAUUUUUUUUUAGAUUUUAUUUUUGGAAAUCACAAUAAACCUGUCUGUAUUUCUCCAGUUUAUCAGUGAACAAACACAACGUUUUAUUAUAGGAAAAACAAGCCUUAGAGAUCACAAAUUACUUAUACAGUGGAGAAGUUUGUAGCUUGACAGUGGUCGGUCUGGAACCAUUAACAAAACACAACUGAGCCAGGAAGAAAAAAUUAUUGAAUGGUAACGCCUCUGCCCCUAACUAGGCAGCCAAAUGUUCCAGCUUCCGUCACUCCUAAGUUUAUUAUUCAGGUGGAUUAAAAGCAUCCAUUUUCGGUCCACGAUAGAUCGAAAGUGGUCCGAAUUUUUAUCUGUAAAUUCUGGGUAAUUUGUGAAUUAUUCAAGCGGUGUUUCCAGUUGGACUGAAUUGUUCUGUCGAAGGUACUGUAUGUUACUUGUGAAUUGUUCCAGCCACUGUAGUAAGUGCUAUAUAGCCAGUGUUGUGAGCUAUGCAGUCAGUGUUGUGAGCUAUGCAGUCAGUGUUGUAAGCUAUGCAGCCAGUGUUGCAAGCUGUGCAGUCAGUCACUAUUUAUGAAUAGAUGUAUGAGUCAAGUUUUCAGUUAUCUGUAUUCAUAUAGUUAAGAAAAAGAGAUACAAUAUGUAUCACUGUAUCACAGUUGAUGCAGUACGUAUCACUGUAUCACAGGUGAUAUAGUAUGUAUCACUGUAUCACAGGUGAUACAGUAUGUAUCACUGUAUCACAGGUGAUACAGUACGUACAUUGUGUAUCAUAGGUGAUACAGUAUUAUCACAGGUGAUGCAGUAUGUAUCACAGGUGAUACAGUAUGUAUCACAUUUGAUACAGUAUCACUGUAUCACAGGUGAUACAGUAUGUAUCACUGUAUCACAGGUGAUACAGUAUGUAUCACUGUAUCACAGGUGAUACAGUAUGUAUCACUGUAUCACAGGUGAUACAGUACGUAUCACUGUAUCACAGGUGAUACAGUGUGUAUCAUAGGUGAUACAGUAUUAUCACAGGUGAUACAGUAUGUAUCACAGGUGAUACAGUAUCACUGUAUCACAGGUGAUACAGUAUGUAUCACUGUAUCACAGGUGAUACAGUAUGUAUCACUGUAUCACAGGUGAUACAGUACGUAUCACUGUAUCACAGGUGAUACAGUGUGUAUCAUAGGUGAUACAGUAUUAUCACAGGUGAUACAGUAUAUAUCACAGGUGAUACAGUAUGUAUCACAGGUGAUACAGUAUCACUGUAUCACAGGUGAUACAGUAUGUAUCACUGUAUCACAGGUAAUAGAGUAAUAGCCAGCCAUAUCACUAUCACCUGUCAGUUACUGUAUCAUGAUUACAGUGACAGACAGUCCUGUCACUGUAUUACCUGUCAGUUAUAGUGAUACAGUGACAUUUACUCUACCAUAAGUAAUACAGUGAUUCCUGUCACUGUAUUACAGGUAAGAAAUAUGUAGCAUCAUGACAUUUCAUUAUAUUGUUAUAUUGUUUAUUGUACCGCAUUUGUUAUACAUAAAAAAUUGUUAUUCAAGAAUUUAUUUUUGGCAUAAAAAAAUAUUAAUAUUUUUCUAAAUGCUUGAAGGAUUUAGGUAUUCAUCAAAUUAAAACUUGCUGUUAUGUACCAGUUUUUUAGCAAUAUUUUGUUUUCAGUUUCCAAAGCAACUUUGAAAAUGUUUGUAACUUGGUGAGAGAUGUUUUUAUUAUAUUGAUUGUGCUAGUGAUUACAGGAUCAGAUUUAUGCUGGUAGUGCCCCGUCCUCAACACUUAGUUUGUCUGAGAAAUGUUCGUAGUUUGCAUUGUUUGUUACACAUACAUCCGUCUUAGCAUAAACCAGAAAGUCUUCCAUUCUUAUGUUAGUUCUAGACGAAAACAGAGACGUGUUCUUGAUGUCAUUAUAAAAAUAUUAUAUGACAUAUUACUGAGCUUGUUUUAUUAGUGACUUAAGUUAGAGAGGCGCAUCUAUGGGGCACAAAAAAUGCACUAAGUUUACAGUAUGAGUUAUGGACGUGUGCUAUGUGUACUCGUUGUUGAUAUACAGAAUCAGAUAAAGUAAUCUAUUUCAAACAAAAAUAAUCAAUGCAUUAUCAAAGGAUCUGCUCUCACCAUUCCCCACCCCAUAAAAUAAAAAGUCAGUGAAAAUGCCUCAGCUUUUGUCCUGAUAAUGUUAGUCCAUACCUCAGGGUUAUGGAUAUAUGGUCCCUCUCUCGGGACCCGUGGAGAGAUGUUAUCCGGCCCCAUCGCCUUUGAGAUAUCUAGCUCGUUUAGCAGCCUCUUCACCACCACCUCGGUUGUAUGUAUUGUGUCCAGCACUUGAUGGUGUAAUCUACCUCUCCGUCUUUCUGGAUUCCCUACUGUCUCACUUCUCGGUCGUUUUUUGUAAACUCCCCUCCUUCCUUCCUGAGCCUGUUUACCUGAUCUUUGACCAUUGUUUUAUUCCUGAUGUGACUAUACAACAGAUUCAGGUCAGACUUCACUUUCGCUACUUUGUCAUUUUCGUAUUGUCGUUGGGCCUGCCUUCUUAUCUGCCUUCUUACCAUUCAUUUCUAACUUUUCUACUGCUCUCAUUAUUCUCCUGGCCCUUUGCCUUCUACACUUCUUCCAGUCUCUUACACACUGUUCUGGCCUUUCUACACCUUUGGGUGAACCAAGAACUCGCCCUGGACUUCUCAUUAUGUCUGUUGCCCUUGGGUACAAACCUCUCCUUUGCAUCCUUGCAUAUUGUUGUCACAUAUUCCAUCAUCUCAUUUGCUGAUCUCCCUGCCCAUUUUCUGUUUCACUGAACCUCGUGUAGGAAAUUCUUCAUGCCUGUGUAGUCGCCUCUCUUGUAGUUUGAAUACAUUCGUCCUGCCCUUCCUGCUUUCCUUUCCACUUGAAACUCUACUAUGUAUUCGAAGCUCAGAACCACGUGAUCGCUAGCCCCUAGAGGUCUUUCAUAUGUUAUGUCCUCAAUAUCCGCACUACUGAAAGUGAAUACAAGGUCCAGUCUUGCUGGUUCAUCCUCUCCUCCCUUACGUGUUGGUACAUAAGGUUUUCCAUUACCACCUCCAUCAUCUUAGCCUUACACAUUUCUGGGCCCACAUGUGGCUCCAGGUUUUCCCAGUCAGUUUCUUUGUGUGUAUGUGUUUGUGUGUGUGUGUGUGUGUAUGUGUCUGUGUACCGUAUAAGGAGCUACCACAAAUGGUAUUAACUAGGGACCCACAGCCUCUGAUAAGAGAAUAAACGUUCUAUAUAUUAAACUACGAGUCUAAUAAAUACUUUAUAAGCUGGCAUAUACCCGGAAGGACUUCUGGGUAUUUCCUAUUUAAGUAACAUUAAAGUAUAUAUUAUU
Messenger RNA from Cherax quadricarinatus, 6986 nucleotides. Lineage: Eukaryota; Metazoa; Arthropoda; Malacostraca; Decapoda; Parastacidae. The record is from RefSeq and is a predicted model, not a curated record.